This is a messenger RNA of Cavenderia fasciculata, 1644 nucleotides long. RefSeq lists its product as uncharacterized. The record is from RefSeq and is a predicted model, not a curated record. The coding region runs from base 1 to 1644 and encodes 547 amino acids. Lineage: Eukaryota; Evosea; Eumycetozoa; Acytosteliales; Cavenderiaceae. The transcript is spliced from 4 exons.
AUGGAAUCAUUUUUACCAAAGAUUAAAUCGGUGGAUUAUCAAGGUAUUAGUAGUAGUAGUGAUGAUGAUGAUGAUGAUGACAAUAACAACAAUGAAAACAAUGUAAUGGAUUGUGAUUCAAGUUCAAGUGGUAGUAGUGAUGAUGAUGAUGAAGAGAAUGGUAUUUUCAAUUCUUUACAAAAGAAUCAUGACAUUUACUUGGAUCCAGACCGUGCACAACAAACUAGCAAUCCUGAUGGAAAGGUAACUCCAAAGGGACUGGUAGAAUUCCUCUCUUCGUUUAGUCGAUUUGAUUUCGACUUGUAUGCGUGGCACCGUCCGUAUGUGGGUGAUGCAGAGUUGGCUUGGACGAAUCAUCGGUGGCGUCUGGGACUUGCAAUAGUGUCCAAAGAGAUGUUUAGGUUCGUUAGCGAGCAUCUCAACACGGCUGUUUCAUUUGCGACGUAUCGUCACCGUGCAGUCGUUGACACUGCACAAGACAGACGCACCCCUCCUCAUGCCGGCGGUGCAGCUGCGUGUGUCGCUCAACUUCCCCGCCGUCACCAAGCUGGUCGCACCCAACGUGGCGUUUACGAUCAAGUUGUUUGCGCAUAUCGACCAGUCGAUGCCGCUGCUGUCAGUGUUGGUCAUCCGGUCGACACCCAGUCAAAAGGAGCUGGUCCGAUACCUCACGAUCCCCGACCCCGCCAAUGUCAAGAUCAACAUCCCGAUCGGCCGCCGAUUCCAGUUAUCCCGUCCAUCUCCCAUAUCAGUCUCACACUCAACUUUUUCCUCUCGACCGCGGCCAAACCCGUCACCAAGGGUAUGGAGCGGAUCAAGUCGAUUGAGAUCACCCACACGCUCACCAAAAUCACAGACCUACUCGAACAAAUGGAAAACCUCCGAGAUGCCACCAAACUGACCAUCUGCGCGUCCGAAGACAAAGGUCUUGCCACCAUCAAAAAGAAUAUAUCUGAUUAUAACAUGAAGUCUGCCGAGUGCGGUAUUUGGGAGAUCAAUGGAAUCAAACCAACCAUCAACUCUGUUCUUGCAAACGGAUUAGUCUACAAGAUAUUCUUGACAAAGAUACCAAAUCCACAAUUCCAAUUAGAUUCAAAUACCGCUUCUCCUGUUGCUACCUCUACUCCUCCUCCUCGUGCCAUAGAUUUGAGCGAGAUUACUUUCUUUGACCGCAACUCUCCCUCAACUCCUGUAACUUUGACCAGCCAAGCUCCGAAGUUAACUUUUUCCGACUUGUUCACUUCCACCACUUCCACCACCUCUACAACAACAACAAAUAACAACAAUGUCAAACCAAUGGAAAUCGAUACACAAAAGAAAGAUAUUAAAAGAAAGGCAGAGGAAAAAGAGAAUGAAGAAAAAGAAGAAGAGGAAAAAGAGGUCAAACAAGAAAAGAAAAAGGCAAAACCAACUCCCAAGAAACAAUCCAAACCAACUCCUGCCACUUCUGCUGUUGAAACUACAGUAGUUGCAAACCCAAUACCAACUAUAGAUACUCCAUCACCAGUAAAUCCUCAGCCACCAACUGUAGUUUCAACACCUACAAAAGCAACGGAAACAGAAAUCUCCUCUCUUCCUCAACCAAUUUCCCCUCCAAAACCAUUCUCUCUAAGAAAGAAAAAAAACUCUCCACAGAAAAAAUAA